Molecule: messenger RNA, 1197 nt
Organism: Penicillium lagena
Lineage: Eukaryota; Fungi; Ascomycota; Eurotiomycetes; Eurotiales; Aspergillaceae
Product: DUF4419 domain-containing protein
Exons: 1
Coding region: 1-1197 (398 amino acids)
Source: RefSeq, a predicted model, not a curated record
AUGCCCGUCACGCUGAAGACUUCCGACAAAGAACCUGUGGCCUGGACAGGCCGGAGAUGUGAAAAUGCCGAGGAUUUCCUCAAAGAAGCAUGCGAGGCCGAAUACUAUCGCUGCAAGCAGGUUCUCCAAAGUUCAAUCUCUAGGCUUCCCGUCGCCUCUCAAACUCACAUCAGCCCUAGCCCUCACGGCUUUGUGCACGCAGUAUGGCAUGCUUAUUCCGACCACCACAAUCUGGUCUUGCGGCCGGAGGACGUGUGGUUUUCCAUCCUAGUCCAGCUUAGCUUCUACAUCCACGCCCACGCGGAGGAACUGCGGGCGCAUUUCGUCGAGCACGAGGGCCAGAAGCACCUUAAAGUAAUUGAAGGUGGAACCAUCGACUCUGUGGAUGUGGGCCAGCUGGCAGUGCAGUUGACAGGGCUCAUUCAGCAAAACGUGGUCGACCCUGAGCUUCGCGAUUGGAUCAUGCCCUCUUUCAGUACUACUACCACGACGGACGAGGUUGUCGCUGCCGUGAUUAUGAUGGGAACGAUGCAAAAAUACUUCUCCUAUGAGAUGGAGAUGACGUGCGGUAUUCCGUCGGUGACUUUGCUCGGUGAGAAAGACGACUGGGAACAACUUCAAAGCAGAAUCGACAAGAUUUCGACGCUCGGCGAAGAGCCAACCUACUUUGCAUCUCUUCUGAAACCGGUUCUAGAGAAAUUUGUCGCUUCUUUCGACGACUCCCCUUCCCCUGACGUGGUGGACUUCUGGAACCAGUGCGUACACUUCGAAUGGAUGGGAAGCGGUCCCGACUACCUUUCAGGAUGGGUCACGGCUUUCUGCUUUUGGAACACAGAGGGGAAGACACUUUACAGACCCCAGGGCCGAAUCGACACGUCGGAUAUACCAAGUGGAUGCGUCAGUGUGCCCGUUCAAGUGAACGAUAAUGGUUGUGAUCUCAAGACCUCGAUGGUCGCUGGCAUGAUUGGUAUCGGGGCAAAGUCCGGAGCGAACGCUAAAGUCUCUGAUGGAGAACUGGUGAAAGAUUCUAUCCAGCCGUUCUCUGGAUGGUGGAUGUUUGAGGAAUUGAGCGAGACGGCACUUGCAGAAAAGAAAGAGAAGGAACGUCUGGAGGAAGAAGCGAACAACGAGGAAAUGAGAAAUGUGCUAAAGGACAUUGCGGCAAAGAGGAAAGCGCUGCGGGAAUUAGGAGUGUAA